This is a messenger RNA of Dicentrarchus labrax (European seabass), 2667 nucleotides long. RefSeq names its product equilibrative nucleoside transporter 1-like. The transcript has 13 exons. Gene Ontology annotation, molecular function: nucleoside transmembrane transporter activity. NCBI's taxonomy places the organism in Eukaryota, Metazoa, Chordata, Actinopteri, Moronidae. Gene Ontology annotation, cellular component: plasma membrane. The record is from RefSeq and is a predicted model, not a curated record. The coding region runs from base 514 to 1821 and encodes 435 amino acids. Gene Ontology annotation, biological process: nucleoside transmembrane transport; uridine transmembrane transport.
CUGCAGACUGAACAGAUUCUGCUGAAAGUGCAGAAAGAAGGGAGACAGAUGAGUGGAGGAAGAGAAAGAGGAUUUAAAGAAACUUGACAGAAAAACAGGAAGAAAGAUUUCUCAACUGACUGGAGAGAAAAACAGACUGAAGGAGACUGCAGAGGAGAAAAAACUUUAACUUUAGAGAAACCGACCAAAGACUCAAACAACUCACCAAAAACUGACUGAAUAUCAACAAACUACCAGAAUAUUUAACUGAAAACUGACUAUUUAAAACUUCAACAAAGUAACUUAAUUUAACAAGGUGUGUAAAAUCAAGGAGCUGGUUGUUGCUGACAUUUAACCAGCAGGGGAAAAUACUGACUGACAAGAAAAAUAUCUUGAGAAUAUUGAGAGAACAUUGAAAGAACAUCGGGGCCUGCUGUCAUCCUGAAAAAACAUUGAAGCUCUCUGUCACACACUGAGCAACUUUAAACCUGUUGCUCACAGGAAGUCUUCAGUCCAUCAGGUCUUCAGUAGAAAAUGGCCGCCGACUCACCCAGAGACAAGUAUUUUGGCGUCUGGCUUAUCUUCUUCAUGCUCGGUUUAGGGACGCUACUGCCCUGGAACUUCUUCAUGACUGCUACCAUGUACUUCUCCAGCCGUCUGAAGGACUCCUCAUUUGUCGAUUCUUCAGCUAAUCAGACGGAGCCAGCGGGUGAGCAUCGCAGUGUUCUGGAGGCCAAAUUCAACAACGUAAUGACUCUGUGUGCAAUGCUGCCGCUACUCAUCUGCACCUGCCUAAACUCCUUCCUGCACUCACUGAUCUCUCAGCGUCUGCGUGUGAUGGGCAGUCUGCUCGUUAUCAUGUUUGUCUUCAUGGCCACUGCUGUCCUCGUCAAAGUUCCUCUGGAGCCGCUUCCAUUCUUCUCCUCUACCAUGGUGAAGAUCGUCAUCAUCAACUCCUUUGGGGCUGUCCUGCAGGGCAGUUUGUUUGGGAUGGCGGGGUUGCUGCCAGCUUCAUAUACGACCCCCAUCAUGAGUGGUCAAGGACUUGCUGGAACCUUUGCUGCCUUCGCCAUGAUCUGCGCCAUCGCAAGUGGUUCGGAACUUCAGGAUGCAGCAUUCGGUUAUUUUAUCACAGCCUGUGGUGUUAUUUUUCUAUCUGUCCUCUCCUACAUCCUGCUGCCUAAACUGGAGUUUUUCCAGUUUUAUCAAAAGAGAAACAGGAAACAGAGAUCAGAUGAGGACAAUUCUGUGAACCUGAUGAACAGAGAGAGUAAAGCCGAAGCAGCUGAUCAGAACAAAGAACAGAAUGUUUCCAUGAUGAUCAUCUUUAAGAAGAUCUGGAUGUUGGCUCUGUUGGUCUGUUUCACCUUCACCAUAACCAUCGGCACAUUUCCUGCCAUCACUGCUGACACCAAAUCCACCCUCGCUAAUGGAGGCUCCUGGGACCAGUACUUCAUCCCAGUCAGCUGUUUCCUGCUCUUUAACCUGUGUGACUGGGGUGGGCGGAGCUUAACGGCUGUCUGUAUGUGGCCAGGGAAGGACAGUCUAUUACUUCCUGUGUUCAUCGUGUGCCGUGUUGUCUUCGUCCCGCUCCUCAUGUUGUGUAACGUCCAACCUCGUGUCCAUCUGCCCAUCUUCUUCCAUCAUGACGGCUGGUUCAUCUUCUUCAUGAUCCUCUUUGCCUUCAGUAACGGAUACCUGGCCAGCCUCUGCAUGUGCUUUGGACCAAAGAAUGUUCUUCCUCAUGAAGCAGAAACAGCUGGAGCAAUCAUGGCUUUCUUUCUGUCUCUGGGGUUGGCUUUAGGAGCUGCUCUGUCCUUCAUCUUCAGAGCACUGGUUUAGCUGGAAACUGCAUCUUAACUACUGGCUCAACUGGAAACUGCAUCUUAACUACUGGUCUAAUUGGAAUACUACCUGUUAAAUACUGGAUUAACUGGUUUACAGACGGUUUGUUACUGGUCUGACUGGUAGAAAAGGUCUUAUUAAAACGUUUCUUUUCAGAGUUCGGAUUUAAAGUUGUAGCUGACUGUCCGAUAUUUUUGUAUAACUUGUAAUCAAGUUGUGCAGCUCCACAACGACAGUCAACAUUUUUUCCUGACUGUGGCACUAUAGGAAGUCUCAUCAGGAAAGUAAAUAUACAGUUUUGAUCAUGUCUGUCUGUUAAAGACUGACAUCUUGAGACCUCUGACAAAGACUGGUGGAGGAGAAAGUACACACCUGAUAUUUAUAUACAUAUCUACAGUAUACAUCUGUAAUAUUUAUAAAAAUAUAAUUAAUAUAUUAUAACAUAUGCAUAUAAUUAAAGCAGCAAGCAGCGAUGAAUGGAGCCUUGCAGUACGUGUGUAUCUGGGUGUGGUGUGGCCGGGUUACCAAGCUUGAAAAUUUCAUAUAAAUCAGAUGGUGAGCCACCAGAGAAGGCUUCUCCUUUUUUUCCCCUCAUCUUUAGAGUGCACUGACCAAACUUGAAGUUGCUCCAUUCAAUUCUCUAGGAGAAGUACAACACCUGGAAAUAGCACCGAAAUUGGACAUUAAAUUCAAAAUGGCUGACUUCCUGUUGGGUUUAGGAUAUGUGCUCUCCCUGCCUUAGGCUUCUAUGUAUACAUGUGGAGAGGCAAGGAGGUCCCAUAACAAAGCCAUACUGCAGAAUAUAACAUUCUGAAUUUGGAAAUAAAGUUUUCUUUUGACGAA